Messenger RNA from Castor canadensis (American beaver), 1379 nucleotides. Its product is annotated as saoe class I histocompatibility antigen, A alpha chain. Gene Ontology annotation, cellular component: external side of plasma membrane. Gene Ontology annotation, biological process: immune response; positive regulation of T cell mediated cytotoxicity; antigen processing and presentation of endogenous peptide antigen via MHC class I via ER pathway, TAP-independent. The record is from RefSeq and is a predicted model, not a curated record. Gene Ontology annotation, molecular function: signaling receptor binding; peptide antigen binding. Lineage: Eukaryota; Metazoa; Chordata; Mammalia; Rodentia; Castoridae.
ACGGAGCUGCCCGCUCUCAGAUCGUCCCAGACCCUGAGGAUGGGGGUCAUGGCGCCCCGAACCCUUCUCCUGCUGCUCUCGGCGGCCCUGGCCCUGACCGAGACCUGGGCGGGCUCGCACUCCCUGAUGUAUUUCUCCACCUCCGUGUCCCGGCCCGGCCGCGGGGAGCCCCGAUACAUAGCUGUCGGCUACGUGGACGACACGCAGUUCGUGCGCUUCGACAGCGACGCCGCGGACCCGAGGAUGGAGCCGCGGGCGCCGUGGGUGGAGCGGGAGGGGCCGGAGUACUGGGAGCAGCAGACGCGGAUCGAGAAGGGCAAUGCACAGACUUCCCGAGUGAACCUGCGGACCGCUCUCCGCUACUACAACCAGAGCGAGGACGGUUCUCACACCAUCCAGUGGAUGUAUGGCUGCGACAUGGGGUCGGACGGGGGCCUCCUCCGCGGGUACGAGCAGUUCGCCUACGACGGCCAUGACUACAUCUCCCUAAACGAGGACCUGCGCUCCUGGACCGCGGCGGACACCGCCGCUCGCAUCACCCAGCAAAAGUGGGAGGCGGCUGGUGCGGCGGAGCAACACAGGACCUACCUGGAGGGGGAGUGCGUGCAGUGGCUCCGCAAAUACCUGGAGCACGGGAAGGAGACGCUGCUGCGCACAGCCCCACCAGAGACACAUGUGAGCCACCACCCCAUCUCUGAUAAGAAGGUCACGCUGAGGUGCUGGGCCCUGGGCUUCUACCCUGAGGAGAUCACCCUGACCUGGCAGCAGGAUGGGGAGGACCUGAGCCAGGACAUGGAGCUUGUGGAGACCAGGCCUGCAGGGGAUGGAACCUUCCAGAAGUGGGCAGCUGUGGUGGUGCCUUCUGGGAAGGAGAGGAAUUACACGUGCCAUGUGCAGCAUGAGGGCCUUCCUGAGCCCCUCACCCUGAGAUGGGAGCCACCUCCUCAGCCCACCAUCCCCAUCAUGGGAAUUGUCAUUGCCCUGGUUAUCCUUGGAGUUGUGGUCACUGGAGCCCCCGUGGUGGCUGUUGUGUGGAAAAGGAUGCACACAGGUGAAAAAAGAGGCAGCUAUGCUCAGGCUGCAAGAGGGGACAGUUCCCAGGGCUCUGAUUCUUCUCUCACAGCUUGAAAAGGUGACACCUCGAGGGUCAAGUUGGCACUAGAGUGUGGGACAGCUGCCUUAUGAGGACUGAGCCACACAGGAUCUGUGCAGGCCUCUCCCCGUUCUUCCUCCUGUGAGGUUGCAGUGGGCUGAGAUUCUCACUUCCCUGUUGAAAAUAAGAAUGUGGAUAUGGAUUUGAUCAAAUUCUUGCCAUGAGAUGAAGUUGCUGAGCUAAUUAAAUCAAAGGAAGAUUAAUAAAACUUUGAGAGAAAAUAGAA